Molecule: messenger RNA, 802 nt
Organism: Rosa chinensis
Lineage: Eukaryota; Viridiplantae; Streptophyta; Magnoliopsida; Rosales; Rosaceae
Exons: 2
Coding region: 161-505 (114 amino acids)
Source: RefSeq, a predicted model, not a curated record
UGGGUAUGAACAUCCUCUUCUGUUCCCAAUUACUGAAAGCUCUAUAUAUACACAAGUAGGCCAACUACCCCAUAACUCCUUCCCAUUUUUUCCUCUCAACAGUCUUGUUGCUUCUUGUUCACUUUCUCCUUAAUCAUAAUUUUUUUUGAUCGAGUCUGCCAUGGCAACAACAUCAAACUCUGCAGUUUCAACAUUUCCUAAUCUAAACAUCACAGUGGAAAGCAAUCCCUCGGAUUCACGCUUAUCUGAAUUGGAUAUAAACUCAUGGCCAAAAUGGGGAUGUGCACCAGGGAAGUACACACUUAAGUUUGAGGCAGCAGAGACAUGUUAUCUGGUAAGAGGCAGAGUGAAGGUGUAUCCUAAAGGAUGCUCAUCAUCAUCUUCGUCUGAGUUUGUAGAGUUUGGAGAAGGAGACCUUGUAACCAUUCCCAAAGGACUCAGGUGCAUAUGGGAUGUAUCAGUUGCCAUUGAUAAACACUACAAGUUUGAGUCUUCUUCAUCCUAGUCAGUCAAGUUCAUCGAUCGAUAUCGAUGUAGUUAGUUAAUAUCUGGUUAUGUUUUUUUUUUUUUAGAAGAUAUCUGGUUAUGUUUGUUUUGUUAAUGCAGACUGGUCUUGAUCAUUAGGUACUUGUAUACUACUUAAUGCAGUAGUUUAGGACUUGUAUGAUAUGAUUUAAGGAAUGGGAGGCUCCCUUUUGUUGCUUUGAUUGGUCAGCCUAGAGACUGUUAUGUGCAAGAAAGACAUGCCUUUCUGUAGCUUUGAGCACGUGAAACCCGUCAAUAAAAAUCGAUCUAGGGCUCU